Chara braunii is the source of this 2108-nucleotide messenger RNA. The record is from the annotation of a GenBank genome assembly. Lineage: Eukaryota; Viridiplantae; Streptophyta; Charophyceae; Charales; Characeae.
GCGGAUAUGGAGGACUCAGAGAGAAUUUCAAGAGGGACUAGUUUGCCAGCACCACUGCCGUGACCACCCCUCGCUCAGCGGCAAAGAGGCGAAAAAUAACCCGGAGAGAUGCGGCUUGCCAGCGUAUUGGUUUCAUGAUAUGCGUUCACUUUUCGAGAUGGUUCGAGCCAAUCUGCCAACCCUCUCCCUCAAGCACAGGGAGUCAAGCCCGGAGAAUUCAGUGAGCGAGAGCCGGGGGCGCCUGUUAACGGCAUUUGAGCUUAUUCUGGAGCUAUUAGAAUCAACGAAUAGCGAUGUCCGGGAUGAGAUGGCCGAUAUCGGUGAGGACAUACCCCAGGCCAGGCGGUUCUCCAUGAAUGUGGACGCCAUUCGAGACAUCGCCGGAUCAGGAUGGUAUUCCAUCCUGCUGAGCGUGCUCCAAUGCGCAACGAACCCCGCGGCUGCAAGCGAGGUCCGACUCGCUGCAUCCAUCCUCGCACGGGUCGUUUCUGGCCUUGCUGUGCUCCCUUGGCAGCCCUGGCGAGACCAGAGAGAUGCUGAUCAGCAGAGCACUGUUUUCACUCCCUUGGCAGGUGAACUGGUCAAGGAACUGGUCCGUCUAGUGGAUCUGUGUGCCGGCCACCACGGCACCAGGGCCAGCACAGUGCGUAGCGAGGAGGAGAGAGGGCAAUUGGGCGGGGAAGAGGAUGGGAAGGAGGAGGAAGGGAAGGUCCAUCUCCAGGAAACGGCCCUUUCCGCAGUGUGCUCCUUCGCACAAUCUGCUAGCGAGAUGCAUGCGCACAUCGCCUGGGUGGCCAAGGAGCCAGUCGUACCCAGUAGCAGAUUUUGUAAUGCGUUCUCCACUCUCGGGCCCGGGGAUUGGCCGCUGGAGACGCCCAUACCGAGCUUUGACGAACAGGAGGCCCGGGACUUCAUUGCAAGUGUAGUGGCAGAGUUGAACUGCCCCCGAACUGAGAGGCUGCUCCUGGAGUUUUUGGAGGUCGGCAGGUUGAAGCAAUCGUUCCAGAGGCUCGUGGCGGACUCCAUCAGGAUCUUCGCCUACCUGUUGUGCCCGAGGAUGGUCUACUGGCAUCGGUUCGAGAUGAGACUGCAGGACUUCCCCGAGUCUCUGUUGUGCUCGAUGGAUAAGCUCCAAGACCCCUCCAGGGUAGAGGCUGCUCUGACGGGGCUGAUUCGUCACUGCCGCGAAAAUCCAGACGAAGCAUGCCUCUCGGCUUUCUCCAAACUCCACUUGUCCAAGAUCCUCAUCUGUCAGAACAUCAGAGACAUGGAUUGCGAAGUUGCAGAGCUUCUCAUUCAGUGUCUCAAGUACUGCGUUCAAGUGCGCGGCAGGAGAGAGAUUGACUGGUUCACCUGUGAGGUACUGGACACACUGCGCGACCUUCUCGCCACCUCGUCACCGUCGCACAAGCCAAGCAUCUGUCACACAAUCGCCAGCCCUGCGAGCCACGGUUGGGAAUCGCUUGUCAAAAUGCAAGAUCUCGCCGGGGAUCGGUUUGAUUUCCGGCGUUGCAAUGCAUCUGCAGUGGGACUCGCGGCGGAUGUACUGGAAAACUUGCCCGACAAGCCCGACAGUGUGAACCUCAUCGGUACCCUAAGAGGCGACGCGUUUCUGAAUCCGUGCAAACAAAAUUUGGUAAGUUGCUCGAGGAGACACUUUCCCGCCUCCUGCUUGCUGCCAGCAUACCCUCAUCAGUCCAACCAUUCAGGCGUGCGAGAACAUGGUGGUUUUCCCGCCGGGUACAGCCCGAUCAUAGAUGCGCCGGGCCACACAGAGCGCUUUCCCCCUCUCAGCGAUAUGUUUCGACAGCCCUACAGUAGGGUCUCAGCAGCGCAGUUCAAACUCCGUGUCCCAAGGGCUAACGAGCGGGAAGGGCGCUGUCGUCUAGCAGUUGGGCGGCGGUUUGAUUUUGUCCUUCGCUCGCAAGGGUCGGGUAUGUCCAUUGUCCACUGGGUUUGGCAAUAUGGUGGAGCAAGAGGGAGAAGAGGAGAGCUAGGGAGCGGCAAUGCUUCUAUUUUGGCGCAGAGCUGAAGGCGGGAGAUGUACAGGGUCGAGAAGUCGUCGGAAUCUCAUGCCACCGUUGGGCACCGGAGAAGUUGCUCAUCGC